Molecule: messenger RNA, 1109 nt
Organism: Ostrea edulis (European flat oyster)
Lineage: Eukaryota; Metazoa; Mollusca; Bivalvia; Ostreida; Ostreidae
Product: carcinoembryonic antigen-related cell adhesion molecule 1-like
Exons: 4
Coding region: 219-1109 (296 amino acids)
Biological process (GO): heterophilic cell-cell adhesion
Cellular component (GO): cell surface
Source: RefSeq, a predicted model, not a curated record
GUGACUUGACAUUCAAAUGGAACGGCGAUACUGAUCCUGAUUAUAUCAAAAUCAAAUUGGGGACACGCCGAGAGAGUGAGUGGAUACAAGUUGAAAAUAACCAGUAUACGGUGAAGGAUAUACUGAAGUAUCCCAACGUAACAAUUACGGUGGAUGAGAUUCAGCCAUAUCCCUCAAAGACAUACCAAGUCUCAAAAAUCGAUUCUCAAGAAGGAGAGAUGAAAAAUCUAACGUGGACAGCUGAUUUCUUUCCAAGGAGUGGACAAUACCAUAUAUAUCAUUUUUAUGGUGACAAAGACAAAACAGUAAUCCAAGUGCGAGAUGAUAGUGCUACUUCAAUUGAUCCUGUAAAAUAUACUUACCACACCAGACCCUACAACUCCAUCAAUAUAGUAUUUGAGGUGAAAAACAUAACAUUAAAGGAUGCUGGAUAUUAUGGAGGUGGCACGUCACAGAUUGCUGCCAGAAGUGGAUCGGGUGUAGUUCUUGUGGUGAAAGGGAAACCAACAAAACCUGAGAUUAGAGGAACCAUGAACUCAACCGAAAACAGCGAUUUUUCACUGACCUGUACCAGUCAGUCAACCUCUCGUCCGUCUUAUUACUCAAAAACUGUAUCCUUAAACUAUAUCUGGUACAGGAACAACACCGUCAUUGAUUCAGAGACCAAAAUGACUCUGAGAUUUCCCAGGAUUUCUAGAGACGUCAGAUUUAACAAAUAUUCAUGUCAGUCGAAGGAAAGUAUUGUGUCCGAAGAAAGUGAGGAAAUUCAGAUCAAUGUUUUGUACGGUCCCAACAGUGUUGCUAUUACCCCUCAGCUUCCAGUACAUAAGACAGUGUCUGUCAAAAACGGAGAUUAUAUUGGACCGUAUAACUGUCAGGCUGAUUGUAAUCCGCCCUGUACCAUUCAGUGGAACUACAAACUCUCCAAUGGAACGUUUCGAGAAGCAAAGUCAAACGGAUCAACAUUGUUACAGCAACGAGUGUUCAGAGACCAAGUCUUGUUUCGAUGUGUGGCAAGGUCGACUUACGACAAAUUGCUGCAUACACCAAUCAUUCUGUAUAUACGGUGUAAGAAUUUUAUUGUUAACACCUUUAUGAAACACAUUUAA